AUGUCCGUGAUACUUUCGGACCCGUAUCGAGGCUAUGCGAUCCACUAUCCUUCUCCAGACAAGCCUGACGACUAUGAUCUGAUCGCGUUCGGUUCGCCCCAGUCGCAGUUGCGCACCAAACUGAUGAGCGGGCGUCCCUGUCCCUCCGAAAACACUCGCCCUUCCUUUGGCACGCACCCGUCGGUGCUGCCUCGUCCUGUCUCUCGGCCCAACAGCCACAAUGAGCCUCAAUUGGCCUAUGUGAGCGUGAAUCAGAUGCUCCCGCAUCAGCUUUCUCACUAUGGCUACGAGAUAUCGUCUCUGCAAGAGACCGGGAAACGGGCCCGGUCCGAAGACGAAGACGAUAUUGGCCGUGACAUCGAUCGCAAUAUUGGAAUGCAUCAAUCUCUCCCGCCUUUGUCCAUAGAUGGCUCUUCGAUUUCUGCAGCAGAAUCUCGAGAGAUCUUGUACUCAGUGCACGGCGACUACUCGGCUUCUCACCCGUCCUCUAGUCACGAAUUCCCUUCGCCUAUUUCUCUGCCCAUUCCGCAGCACCAUCACCACCACCGUCUCCCUCCCCAGGCGCUGCUACACACAGGUCAUGGCCUGGGUUCUAACUCUCCCCCAAUGUCUGGAGUACCACCCAGCGUCGUGGGUCAACCUGGAAUGCCCGAACCGGCGCCAAGGCCCCGUGGUCCAAAGCUCAAGUUCACUCCGGAAGAAGAUGCAUUGCUGGUGGACUUGAAAGAGGACAAGAAUUUGACUUGGAAACAGAUUGCGGACUUCUUCCCAGGCAGGACAAGUGGUACUCUGCAAGUCCGGUACUGUACAAAGCUGAAGGCGAAGGAUGUGGUUUGGACGGAUGAAAUGUCAGCAUUCGUGUCUGCCAAUCAAAAGCUCCGAGUCGGCCUUUACGUUGAUGCCCCACAGCUACCUCUACAAGCCAAUCACAGACCGGUCCGGGCCGGCUCGACUUCAAACCUCACCCAACUCACUCAGACUCUCCCCAUCACCAAACUCCCCUCCACCCAAUUCACCAGCUAUACCUGGACAAUGUUCCUCCAGCGUACCGCCGCUACCCUCGCGAGGCGCUCGCCCGCCCGCGCUUUCACUCUCGCUCAGCGCCCCUUCUCCUCGUCUAUCGUGCGCAGCAACGAGAAGAAGUGGGCCCCCAAGGACGAAGGCAAGAGCCUUUCCUUCGAUGAGAUCAAGUCUGAGGAUGACCUUAUUCCCCCCGGUGCCAAGCCCGGUACCAUCCCUACCGACUACGUCCAGGCCACCGGUCUCGAGCGUCUCGAGCUUAUCGGAAAGAUGCAGGGCAUCGACAUUUUCGAUAUGCGUCCCCUUGAUGCCUCCCGCAAGGGAACCCUUGAGAACCCCAUCAUUGUCAGCGGUGCCGGUGAUGAGCAGUACGCCGGUUGCACUGGCUACCCCGUAGACUCCCACCAGGUUAACUGGCUCACCGUCUCCCGCGAGCGCCCCAUCGAGCGCUGCAACGAGUGCGGCAACGUUGUUAAGCUGAACUACGUCGGACCCGAGGAGGACCCCCACUCCCACGACCACGGCCACGGUCACCACCCCCCUCACGAGGAGCCCAAGACCUUCGCCGACUACGUCAAGCCCGAUUACUGGUACCGGUAA
This is a messenger RNA of Penicillium atrosanguineum, 1620 nucleotides long. RefSeq lists its product as uncharacterized. Gene Ontology annotation, biological process: mitochondrial electron transport, cytochrome c to oxygen. Bases 1 to 1620 code for a protein of 539 amino acids. Gene Ontology annotation, cellular component: mitochondrial envelope. The transcript has 7 exons. The record is from RefSeq and is a predicted model, not a curated record. Lineage: Eukaryota; Fungi; Ascomycota; Eurotiomycetes; Eurotiales; Aspergillaceae.